UGGCAUCCAUUUUGGAUACUCGCAGACAGUUAGACGCCACCUCAUUUCAUGUGGCCAUCUUUAUCCAUGUUUGUACAUUUUUCUAAUUUGGGCUGAGUUGUGUUUUUUGAGUUUUUCGGACCUUCCUCUCUUGUGCUUCAUAAUUCUUUGCAUAUCCUCUUGCUCCCCUCCCAUCUCUAUAUUCUUUUCUAGGCUCUUGAUUCCCCAUCUCCAUGGCUACUGAGACUCUUCUGUCAGAUCAUCACAGCCCUGAUAAGACAAUGGAGGUGUUUGAAGAAACACAAACAGUCAAACUGGAGGAUGUUGAUCCACCAAAGGAAGUUGGAGGAAAAGAUGAGGAAGAAAAGCUUGAUGCAGAUGGGUUGGCAGGGUCAGAGACUCCUGUGAAUAAACUAGAGGAAACAACAGGGAUGCAAACUAAGCUUCCUACAGCGGUUGAAGUCGAAAAGGUUGAUGAUGCUCCUGUUGUGGAUGUUCAUGUGGAAGCUGAUUCUGAAAAGUUAGAAAAUUGUGCUCUGAACCCAGAGUCAUUGUCUGCUUCAGGAAUGGGUGAUGGAGCUGUUGAGACACAAUCAGGGGAUCCAGAGAAAUGUAUUGUGGUUGAAAAAGUUGAGAAUCCUUCUCUUGUGGAUGUUCCUGCUGAAGUUGAUCUAAAGGUGGUUGUAAAUAGUGUUUUGGACCCAGAAUCAGAUUCUGCUUCAAAACCAGGUGAGACACCAGAGGAGCAUUCUGUUGAUGUUCUGAAGGUUGAUGAUGGCCGUAUUGUGGAUAUUCCUACUGAAACUGGUUCAAAAGUGGUUGAAAAUUCUGUUCUGGAGCCAGAACCAUCAUCUGCUUCAGAACCAGGAGGUGAAAUUUUUGAACGACAACUGGAGGCCCCAAAGGGGGAUACCACUGAGGUUGAAAAGGUUGAUGUUGUCAGUGUUGCAGAUGUUCUUGCUGAAGCUGGCCCAAAAGUGGUUGAUGUUCUGAAGGUUGAUGAUGGCCGUAUUGUGGAUAUUCCUACUGAAACUGGUUCAAAAGUGGUUGAAAAUUCUGUUCUGGAGCCAGAACCAUCAUCUGCUUCAGAACCAGGAGGUGAAAUUUUUGAACGACAACUGGAGGCCCCAAAGGGGGAUACCACUGAGGUUGAAAAGGUUGAUGUUGUCAGUGUUGCAGAUGUUCUUGCUGAAGCUGGCCCAAAAGUGGUUGAAAAUUCUGUUCUGGAACCAGAAGCAUCUCCUUCAGAACCAACUGGUGUAGCUGCUGAAAGGCUAUCAGAGGAGCAUCCUACUGUAGUUGAAAAGGUUGAUGAUGCCACUAUUGUGGAUGUUCCUUGUGAGGCUAGUUUAGAAGUGGUUGAAAAUUCUGUUCUGGAACCAGAAUCAUCUCCUUCAGAACCAAUUGGUGUAGCUGCUGAAAAGCUAUCAGAGGAGCAUCCUACUGUAGUUGAAAAGGUUGAUGAUGCUGCUAUUGUGGAUGUUCCUUGUGAGGCUAGUUUAGAAGUGGUUGAAAAUUCUGUUCUGGAACCAGAAUCAUCUCCUUCAGAACCAAUUGGUUUAGCUGCUGAAAGGCUAUCAGAGGAGCAUCCUACUGUAGUUGAAAAGGUUGAUGAUGCUGCUAUUGUGGAUGUUCCUUGUAAGGCGAGUUUAGAAGUGGUUGAAAAUUCUGUUCUGGAACCAGAAUCAUCUCCUUCAGAACCAAUUGGUUUAGCUGCUGAAAGGCUAUCAGAGGAGCAUGAUACUGUAGUUGAAAAGGCUGAUGAUGCCACUAUUGUGGAUGUUCCUUGUGAGGCUAGUUUAGAAGUGGUUGAAAAUUCUGUUCUGGAACCAGAAUCAUCUCCUUCAGAACCAAUUGGUGUAGCUGCUGAAAGGCUAUCAGAGGAGCAUCCUACUGUAGUUGAAAAGGUUGAUGAUGCCACUAUUGUGGAUGUUCCUUGUGAGGCUAGUUUAGAAGUGGUUGAAAAUUCUGUUCUGGACCCGGAAUCAUCAUCUGCUUCAAAACCAGGGGAUGAAAUAGUUGAAAGACAAAGAGAGGCGCUAGAGGAGCAUCCUGUUGAGGUUGAAAAGGUUGAUAAUAUCCCCAUUGUAGAUUUUCCCGCUGAAGCUGGUGUAAAAACGAUAGAAAAUUCUUUUGUUGAUGCAGAAUCAUCAUCUCCUUCAGAACCAGGUGGUGCAACUGUUCAAAGACAACUAGAGGCUACAAACGAACACUCGACCACUGAAAUGGUUGAAACACAACAACAGGAGCAAGUUGCAGGUGAAGCAAUAGAACAACCAGAGGAGAAGCCAUCAGUUGGAACUGCUGAACCCGACUCAUCAAUUGAGGCAGUUGAUAAACUAGUGGAGCACUUGGAAGUCAUUCCUGUCAAAGAAUCAGAAUUAGAAGUAGCAAAAGUUCCAGAAGCAUUUUCAGAGGCAGAGUGUAAGAUAGCAGAAAGCCCAGGAUUAGUUACCACAGUUGAGGGAGAAACAGGAGAAAGAGCUGAAGUUAUCAAGGGGUUUGAGGGAGAAACUGAGGAGAUCAAGCCCAGCGAAAGUUUGGGGGGUGAAGUAAUGACAUCUGAGGGGACAAUGGCUGAUAAGUGUGAGGGCAAUGAAUCUCUGAAGGAGGAGACUAGUCUAGAUCAGGAGCCUGUUGCAUAUGAAAACUCAGUUCCCACCAAUGAGGAAGCUCAGGUUGAUCCAAAAGAAGAGGAAGGAUAUUCUUCCACUUUUGAUGUCAUAGAAAAGGCUGCUGCCAGAGCUACAGAUAAGGAAGGAGCUGGGGGUGAUGUGGUUGAAAGGUUGUCAAAAGAUGAAACUGUUGUGGCAGCAAUGGUUGAAGAAGAGAAGGAAGAAAAGAUCGUGAAAAUUGAAGACAGUGAAGGGACAAACACAAAAGUUGAGGAAUCUAUCCAAACUGAAACAGCCAAAACUUAUGAUAGAAACGGUUCCAAUUUUGUUGCAGAAGUUGCUGAAAUUGACAGAGAGCAGGUUUCUAGAGAUGUAGAGGAGGUUGCUGAGGUGAAAAAAUUGGAGAAUGUCGAAGAGGAUAUACCCCUUUCAGUUGAGGCUGACAAAAAGAACGUGAAAAUUGAAGACAGUGAAGGGAAAAACACAAAAGUUGAGGAAUCUAUCCAAACUGAAACAGCCAAAACUGAUGAUAGAAAUGGUUCCAAUUUUGUUGCAGAAGUUGCUGAAAUUGACAGAGAGCAGGUUUCUAGAGAUGUAGAGGUGGUUGCUGAGGUGAAAAAAUUGGAGAAUGUCGAAGAGGACAUACCCCUUUCAGUUGAGGCUGACAAAGAUAAAGAUGGAGAGGGAAAGUUGUCUGAAGUUGAUGCCAAGGAGACUGUAAAAACCAAUGCAGACAACUUAGAAAGUGCAAAAACAGAUGGCGAAAUUGCAAAAUCUAAUCCUCCAAAUUUGGAGACCUUGAAAAAUGGUGAUGACUCUAAAACAUCUGCAAAGCCCCCUAAACAAGAUGAUCCAGUUAAAAAACAUUCAAAUAACUUAAUAUCGAAAGUAAAACAGUCCAUUGUGAAGGUGAAGAAAGCUAUCACUGGGAAAUCUCCAAGCCCAAAAGCCCUCUUGCCAGAAGCCAAGGGAGAUGAAAAGGUGAAGUAAGUGUCAGGAGACAUUAAGGAAUUUUGCAUUCAAUAUGCAGAUAUUUGUCGUGUUGAUUGUUGAUGUCGCGUAUGGGGUAGAUGCUUUGAUCUCUGUCAUGGGCUUGCCUUUUGGAUCACAAUGGUUGUAUAUAGAAGGUAACACAAUGUUUUUGUUUUAUUGGAGGAUUUGGAAAACUUUCUGUCUUGUUUAUUCUAGGUGAAGUUUUUACUUGUCUUGGUGGUUUUGCUCUGGUCAGUGGUGUGUGAUUUGUUUCAAUUGAUAAAUUUGAUUAUGAAUGUAUCUUACAAUUUUACAGACAAUUUAUAUUUAAUAUUUCUUUUGUAUGCAAUUCAAUUCUGGAAAUUAAUAGUACAGUUUCCUGAUUGCAAGAUAUCGGGUUUCCUUCUA
Molecule: messenger RNA, 3974 nt
Organism: Vitis riparia (riverbank grape)
Lineage: Eukaryota; Viridiplantae; Streptophyta; Magnoliopsida; Vitales; Vitaceae
Product: nuclear autoantigenic sperm protein-like
Exons: 2
Coding region: 213-3584 (1123 amino acids)
Source: RefSeq, a predicted model, not a curated record